AUGGCCAUGGAGCUGAUGAGAUUAAUCCCCUCAUUUUCCUGGAAGCCAAAUCCGGAUGGGUUCAGUCCCAUUCACCUUGAUUUACUAAAUGGGCAAACCCAGAUGGUGCUUUGGCUUCUAAAGAUCGACGGGGACCUUGAACAUGUCCAAGGAAGGGAGGGUAUGACUCCUUUGCAUUAUGCUGCAACAACAGACAUUCACCUUGAACUAUUGGACGAAUUUCUCAAAGUCUGUCCCCAAUCUAUUAAAGAUGUGACAAUUCAAAAUGAGAAUGCUCUGCAUAUUGCCUUGAAAUACGACAAGUUGGAGGCUUUUCUACACUUGGUGCGAAGGCUCCAAAAGAAUUGGUCUCAAAAUACCAUAAUGUGGGAGAGUAAUGUCCUGAAGUGGAAGGACGAGGAAGCCAACACAGCAUUGCACAUUGCAGUAUCCAAAAAUCAACCCAAGGCUGUGAGGAAGUUAUUAUAUUCUGGUGUUGAUAAAAACACUAAGGGUACGUUUGGUACACUAAAUGGAGAUUACGACAGGAAUUUCUACCAAACAUGCCCUAAGAAUUUAAAGGGUAAUACAGCUGGCGAUAUGUUGGGACAACAAAAUCAAAUAGAAAAUCGCAAGAUCAAGGUUAUGCUACGGCAUGCUGGAGCUUUACCAGCUUCAUCUCUUCCUAAAGUAAUUUAUUAUGCACGUUACCUAUGGUCCUUAUUCUCAUAUAUUGAGAAAAUAAGAAUGCAUUGUAUUGGUGAAUGGACCGAAAUAUCAGACGACAGGUGCAAUAUGCUUUUGGUGGUUGCUACACUUCUUCUGACUGUCACCUAUCAAGGAGUACUCAGCCCUCUUGGGGGACUUUGGCAAGAUGAGUACCAUCCUGAACCCAAUACCACAUAA
Messenger RNA from Quercus lobata, 885 nucleotides. Its product is annotated as ankyrin repeat-containing protein BDA1-like. The record is from RefSeq and is a predicted model, not a curated record. Gene Ontology annotation, molecular function: protein binding. The transcript is spliced from 3 exons. Lineage: Eukaryota; Viridiplantae; Streptophyta; Magnoliopsida; Fagales; Fagaceae. Bases 1 to 885 code for a protein of 294 amino acids.